Messenger RNA from Laetiporus sulphureus 93-53, 1283 nucleotides. RefSeq lists its product as uncharacterized. The coding region runs from base 79 to 1056 and encodes 325 amino acids. Gene Ontology annotation, cellular component: nucleus; Smc5-Smc6 complex. Gene Ontology annotation, biological process: DNA repair. The record is from RefSeq and is a predicted model, not a curated record. NCBI's taxonomy places the organism in Eukaryota, Fungi, Basidiomycota, Agaricomycetes, Polyporales, Laetiporaceae. The transcript is spliced from 7 exons.
AUCCUUUUGAUCCUGCGCCUCUACAUCCAAGUGCUCCUCGCAUUUUUGAGCCGGCUCGAAGCUAAGCAGGAUUAAACUAUGCCACGACACUCACUGGACAUGGCCAAUGGAAUGGCAUAUGAUCCCGAUCAGAAUCCUGAGGAGAAACGCGGUCUCCGCCGUCAGUAUCGCGAACUGCAGAAAGCAUCGGAAGACUCUCAGACCAAUCCUAAUGGUCCCGAACUGGAGCAAAUUGUCGCAAACGUGACGCGCGCAGACGAGCUUUUCGAUCAGGUCAAGGGCACGGCGGAGGCCAUUCUCGACUCGUCGCUUCUUCUACAAGCCACACAGGCGGGAGUGCGGCGCGCCCGGGCGAUGAAAUCGGGCGCAGGGGCAUUCGAUGUGGACGACUUCGUCGGGCGGCUCAUCACGUUCAUGGGUGGCAGAAAGGCGGAAGCUGCUCUACCAGAAGAUUCGGAAAGUGAGGCGGAAGACGACGAGUACAGCGGUGGGCCACUAGACUGGGAGCGUGUCGGCCGUCGCGCGCUGGCACAUAGCCAUCGCGUUGCAGCCAUGGACUUCAUGCUAGGACCGCUCUCUAUUGAGCAGAAGAAACGGGCAGUCGUCAAGCGCGCGAAACUCGAGAAGGACAAGCGGGACGAGAAGAAGCCGCAGCAACUCACAGAAGAUGACGUUACGCGGUCGGAGAACGAGACAACGAAGAACGUCGCCACACUGGAGAAAAUACUAUCGAAUCAGCCAGGUCCAAUCAACCUCUUCAAAUUCAUUGUCAAUCCAAAUGACUUUGGCCAGUCAGUGGAAAACCUGUUCUACCUCUCAUUUCUCAUCAGGGAUGGGAAAUGUGCGCUGGAGGCUGAAGAGGGCGAGCCCAUGAUCUACUUCUGUGACCAGCCCUCAGAAGAUGACUAUGCUCAAGGCUUGAAGAAGCGGCAGCUGGUCAUGGAGUUUGAUAUGGCGACGUGGCGGCGUGCAAUUGAGGUGUUCAACAUCACGGAGACCGUUAUCCCUCAACGGCCAAAGUCGCCAAUACGCCUCGGUUCCAAGUGGUACUUCUGACCUCGCUCGUUUGACGCUGAGCCUGCUGGUUGGGUCGGUUGGGUGCUAACCCCAAAGUAGAUUGCUUACAUAUUGGGUCUGCCCAGUUGGUUGAGACCCCUUGACGCCUGUCGCGUUGAUAUGUGUACAUUUAGUCAGUACUGUAGAGCUUAUGAUCUAUUCAGUAUACCCCGAACGUCAUAACGGCAGACAUGCCAUGUUCUCGUUGCGUCGAUAGAGCGCUUCCC